CUUCUCCAGAGGAGGAACCAAGACGUGCUGGAGACAUGAAGAUUUUACUGUUGUCUCUUGUCCUUGUUGCGGUUUGCGAUGCCCAACAACCCUUACUUAAUGCAUUGACACAGCUUUCAGGACAAUGGAAGACGAUGUACCUAGCAGCUAGCAAUGCUGACAAGCUCAGUGAAAACAGCCCAUUUAGGGGUUAUAUGAGACAUGUUGAUGUGGACAUACCAAGAAAGAAAAUCUUAUUCAAUUUUUUCAUCAAGGUGAAUGGAGAAUGUGCAAAAAAAUCUGUCAUGGGAACUGUAGGACUCAACAAUGUGAUCCAUAUCGAUUAUGAGGGGACCAACGAUUUCCAAGUUGUCAGGAUAACCCCAAACAUUAUGCUGGGCUAUGAUAUCAAUGUGGAUGAAAAAGGACACACCACAGAUCUCGUUUUAUUGGCGGGCAGAACACAUCAACUCAAUGAGGAAGCCGUUGAGAAAUUCAAGGAGUUGGUUAGACAAAGGAAUAUUCCGGAAGAAAAUAUUGUAAAUCUCGUCGGUACUGAUGACUGUCCCGUCAAUUAACAAAACCAGUGACACCAACUCCUUCUAAAUAUUCCGUGUCACUGAGAAGUGGACACAUCCUUUUCUGCAUGGAAUCAGGAUCAACAGUAUCAAGAAAGCAUUGCUUGA
Lontra canadensis (Northern American river otter) is the source of this 665-nucleotide messenger RNA. RefSeq names its product odorant-binding protein-like. Bases 36 to 557 code for a protein of 173 amino acids. The record is from RefSeq and is a predicted model, not a curated record. Lineage: Eukaryota; Metazoa; Chordata; Mammalia; Carnivora; Mustelidae. Gene Ontology annotation, molecular function: odorant binding; small molecule binding. The transcript is spliced from 7 exons.